AUGAGGCUCGUCCUUAUCAUUCACUUGGCUCUUGCCAGCCUGGCAAGCAUUGCGUUGGCUCAAGAUGUCUUGUUCCCGUAUAUGCAUGGCCUAAAAUACUCAGAGUAUAAUGAGACUGUCAAGUUGGGACUAUCAGUCCACACCUGCAAAGAUGAAGCGGAAUGGUACAGCAUGACCACGGCAGACUUUGCCAAAUACAAGGCCAUCAUCGUCCCCGACUGUCUCUGCAACACCAGUCUCAACACCAUCAAGUUCCUGGACGAUACAAAAAAGGUAUGGUCCCCGGCCGUGACGGGGAACAUGGUCCUCAUUGGCACCGACCCGUCCUUCCACGCAAAGUGGUUCGGGCUUCCGGGCGCCUAUGCCAUGAUGAAGGACGCCAUCAGCCACGUCACGCUCGGCAACAAGAAUGGCACAGGCAUGUACUUCUCGCUCUCGUGCUACUACCAAAGCAACUCCAGCCAGAUGGCUGUCCAGUCUCUGUCCGAGAUUGGAAACUUCCAGGUCCGGGGCAACCUCAGCCACCCGUGUCUGAACGACGCCCAUCUUGUGGCUACAUCCGACGUCAUGACCUCGCUGAACGACGGCAUGGCAAGCGACUGGAACUGCAGUGUCCAUGAAGUGUUCUCGGACUACCCUCGAGAAGGGUCUGGUGGCUUCAAUGCGCUUGCCGUGGCCGUGAAAGCUUCUGGUCCGGGGCAGCAGGAGUUUGCUGAUGGCACCGUAGGUAUUCCCUACAUUAUUGCACGUGGAGCAACUCCUGUUGGGUGCGGAAACAACGUGACGGACACCAAGUUCCACGAGCAGUGCGACGAAGGCAAGGCAAACGGUACUCCGGAGAGUCUUUGCUCGGCGUCGUGCAAGUGCAUCUAUGGCAUGAUCAGUCCAGGCGUGUGUCGUCCCAAAGACAAUACCACAUCGACGACUACCAGUCAGAUGUCAAGUUCCACGGUCUUUAGCAACUCUAGCAGUACAAUCGCUUCGAGCACUUCACUCCCUGCAAACUCAACCUUUUCUCGGCCCGUUGUUACAGUCACGGCAGCGCUGCCUUCCAGCAGCAUGACGGGAAAUCUCACCUUUACCAAUUCCUCCAGCACUCCUAAUCCUACCGGGCCGGAGACAGAUCCCAUCACGGUGACCGUCUAUCCCUCCAGCCCCAGCUCUCCUUCGAGUGCUCCACCGACAAUUACCGCAACUCCUAUGCCUGCGCCUGUGCCUUCCUCGGUUGCUCCACCAAACAACAGCUCGAGCGUGUCUUACGGCAAUGGCACCACGCCGCUUGAACCUCCCCGUCCCCCUCCAACGGUGACUGUUUUCCCUUCAGAUGUUCCAUCAGGAAUACCGCCCGGAACCGUCACGGUUCUGCCACCAACAUUCACUGUGAGACCUCCACCUCCUGAAGAUCCAUCAGGAUCAGCACCGGGGACCGUCACCGUCGAGCCAUCAUCUCCGUCCAACUCUGGUGGCUCACCACCCUCAUCGCCAUCAGGUUCAGGCCCAGUCACAGUCACAGCUCUUCCGUCAUCUCAGUCCGGCAAUGGAACUUCUCCACAAAGUUCCGGCUCUCCGUCGUCAUCAAACCCUGUAUCAGGACCCGUCACGGUUACAGCUUUGCCCCAAUUCAUGAGCGGCGCUCCUCCGUCUUCAAUGCCCUCGCAGUCUGGCAAUUCUUCAUCCCCGUCGUCCCAGUCAAGCGGCGGUUCGGCGUCUAGCGGACCCAAUGGGCCGGUCACUGUGACCGCUUCCGGAUCCGGUCGACCCAGUAAUAGCAAUGCACCUCCAUCAUCGGAAACAGCUACGGCUGAUCCUGGUAUGGAAUCCUCGAGCAGUUCCCCUGCGGGAUCAGCACCUGGAUCUGGCACUGCCACUGGAGGGCCUCCAAGCUCUCCUUCCUCUUCUGGUCCACAGUCGGGAGCACAAACAGUCACGGUGACGGCGCAGCCGCCUGACCAGCCGGUUGUGUCCUCUCAAGCACCAGGAGGAGGUUCGUUCUCAGACAUCCCGGGCUCCUCAGGCUCUGCCUCGCCUUCGAAUUUGCCCGGCGUGUCUAGUGAUGUCCCCGGCGCCUCUGGGGGCCAGGUGACAGCGACAGCUCAACCCUCAGCUCAAAGCAGUUUGCAGCCGUCAUCUGGCGGUGGUGCUGGUACCGGUGCUGGUGGUCAGGAAUCAUCAUCUUCUCAACCUGACGGAUCCUCUCCAUCCAGCCCGGGCUCGGGCGCGAAUACAACCCCUCAAUCAACAGUGACGGCUGUUCCCAGCGCCAGCGGCGAGUCUGAUACAGAGGGACCCGACACAAAUGGAAACCCCGGAGCAGUGCCGCCGUCCAAUAGUCCGGUUACACCCACGGACUCUGGACAAUACCCGUCCAGCACCAAUGCGGAUGCUCAAACAGCCUCGGGAGACCCUAUCUCUGCAAGCCCAUCAUCUGGUGCCGGUGCUGGAGCUGGGGCUGGGGCUGGAGCGGGGACAGCGUCGCAACUUUCGUCCAGUCACCCGCCGUUCAGCAACCAAACUGCUACCUUCAUCUCCUCGGGAACACGUGCAUCAUCCGUGACCGGUAGUCAGCCAACAGAGGAUUCUGGUUCAUCCCCAGCAGCAGGCUCUUUGAACACUGCAACUGCUACACCUGUCCCUGUAUCAGGAUCAGGUACCGCGACUAUGGGCGGAAGCAGCAGCUCGGCUGGCAGUGGUGCUGGCAGUGGUAACGGCAAUGGAAGUGGUAGUGGCAAUUCCGGUUCAGCAACGGGAUCUGCACAAGCUCCUGGGGGGACAGGCACAACCAACCCCUCUAAUGGCGGCUCAGGAGCGGGUGGCUCCCUCACUUCGGGUCCCUCAGGGGCGGUUAGCAGUGGACAGCCUGUCGGUGGUACUGCGUCUGGUUCACUUUCGAACAGUCAGUCGUCGUUGACUUCAGGGUCACCCAUAUCUGGAUCCUUUGGAGGAUCACUGACUGCCACUUCCGUAUCUGGCUCUGGAUCACCUACCACCCUGCCCGGCCUUCCGUCUGGAGGGACUUUGACACAAGACCCAAACAACACUCGCCCAGGCUCUGCCGUUUCUACAGGCCAGGUAAACGGCGGAACUGGUAGUGGUGGUGAAGCUUCUCAUACAGGGCCGUCUGGGUUCGUAAACGGAACCAUGCCAGGAGCUAGUUCUUCUUCUGCGCCCACCGGUGCUGGAUCGGGCGGUGCUGGUACCGGUGCUCCGAUAUUCUCAGGAUCCGGAGCUACUAGUCCCUUCCCGACAGCAACCCCAGUGAGUUGUGAUAGGUGGAUCGGUGUCGAGAUCAUUUAUAUGAUUGAGGAGAUCGAGGUGUGUCCUGAAGGGGCUACAGUCACGACAACAACGACCUCAACCACUGCCACCAUGUCUCGGCCUAUCUGCCAAACUUCAGCAACGAACCUCCCAUGUUACCCUUGUAUUAUGGGGACUCAUACCUCGUCUGAUCAUACUUUCACUGUUACUAGGACGUCGUGCACAACCGCAACGGAGCCUACCGUAACCGUCACCAUCCAGCCCUGCAACACCUGCACGACAUUAACUUAUACUGGAACUGUUCCUGGACACACACCGGGAGGUCCUUGCCAUGCAUGCAGUUCAUACGGCGAACCAGACGCUACUUCAACGGUGACAGUCAUUGACCCGGGUGUUGGUCGUCCUUCUUCGGAGGUGUGGUUCUCGGCGCUCAACCCAACAAUCAUUGUGACUCAACCAGCGGGACCGGCAGCAAGUGUUAGUAAUGAGGCGGAAUGUACAACAUCGACUAUUGUUGGAGUAGGCGGCGGAUACCCAGGACCAGGCUCGGCAGGAUCGGUAACGGGAACAUCACCGGCUAUCGUCCCGAUUCAUACCGAUCCCCCCACACCUGGUGGUAGCGACAAUGAGCACGACCCAGCUGGGUAUACCUACGGUCCUCCUCCUCCUCCUCUUCACGAUCCUCAGUCAUCUAGUUCCGCACCAGGUGUACCGGGAGCGCCGGGGGUAGGGAGCGGAGGAGUGUCAAAUGGUGACUCACAUGGGCCCGCCAUGACUCCAACAGCACCGGUGCCGACUCCGGACCCGGAUCCGGUGAUGGUCACCAAUACAGCUGUUCCAUAUCGCCCCACAAUGGCGGCCGGGCCAGAGUACAGUCCUAUCUUAGCCGGUGCUCCGGGUUCCAACAUCGAGGCCAGGCGUGCUGGUGCCGGGGUGGUCCUAGGGUUGCUUGGGUAUAUUGUGGUGAUUUUGCUCAGUUGA
Molecule: messenger RNA, 4236 nt
Organism: Sordaria macrospora k-hell
Lineage: Eukaryota; Fungi; Ascomycota; Sordariomycetes; Sordariales; Sordariaceae
Source: RefSeq, a predicted model, not a curated record